UUUUUCAAGUAAAUUAAAGCAAAGCUUGUUGGUUGUUUAUCGCUUUAAAAAUUAAAAAUCUGUUCAAUGUUAUUUGUCAUGACAUUAUUUAUCUCGUUCCAUUCGUAAAUUGUUACUUUAUAUGUGAUAUUUUCGAAUAUCAGUGUGUCGUUUUUGGUGAUGUAUUUUAUAUAAUGAAGUUGAUGUCCUAGCUGAGCGUACGCUAACAAUAAUGCACCAUCGACUCAUCAGAAAACCAUUGAUAGACACAAAGCAACACUUGACGAAACCGCAAGUUAUAAAAUGGCAUUAAACUUACAGAGCUUGAUUUUGCUGUUGGGCUUAAUCUAUGUUCACGCUCAGACUCCAGAUAUUACUAAGGAUGACAAAAGUUUGGCUAAAAUCAGUGUAAUACAGUAUGAGGGUGUGAUAUUUUUAUCUACACUCGACGGUUCAUUCAUUGCAGUCGACCAAAAUACCGGAAAAACAUUAUGGAAUUUCGCUGAUGAUCCUCCAGUCAAAGUUCCAUCUAAUAUAAAGGAUGCUUUAUCGCCAUUAUUUUUACCCGAUCCUAGAGAUGGUUCUUUAUACUUGUUGCACAAUAAAGAUAAGGUAGGAAUAAAAAAAUUGGACAUCACUAUUCCGCAGUUAGUAGCGAAUUCCCCGUGUAGGAGUUCUGAUGGGAUUUUAUUUUCUGGCAAAAAAAUUGAUAGCUGGUAUUUUAUUGACUGGAAUACUGGUGAAAAAUAUCCAUUCAUGAAUUUUGAUAAAGAUGAAGAUAUUUGCACAGCAAUUGCCUCAAAAUCUAUUCUCUUGAGCAAAUCUGAAUACAGUGUUCUCAUGGUUGACAGUACUAGUAGUGACAAACGACAGUGGAACGUUACCUUCUUUAGCUACAACUCGAAAACUAUGACGGAUGAACAGAUUUUUAACCAUGGUAUGAAAUAUUUUUCUGCCAGUUCUUCUGGACACUUUGUGGUUUUUCGAAAUCCAAAAGAUAAGCUCGAUAAACCACCUGAAAGUAAUAAUUAUCAUAAUUUGGUUUGGGAAAGAGAAUUUGAUUCUCCGGUUAUUGGAGUUUAUUUGCACGACGGCGAAAGUUUAUUAUCAUUACCACUUACAAACAUAGCCAAAGACUCGAUAAAACAUUUAAUUACAGACAUUGUGUUGACAUCUAAGGAUCCUAAUACCAUAAACUAUUUCAACACUCUUUACAUUGGUCAUCAUGUAGAUACUGGAUUGUAUGCGCUGCCAGCCAUCGCCGAAUCUAGUGAAGUAAAUCCAUUAGUCGACAGAGGUCUUAUAGUUUUAUUGGAUAAAACGUCUUUUUCAGUAUUACCAUACUAUAGUGGUAAUGAUUUUAAUGUGGAACCAAAAAAUGUAGAAAAUCACACAAUUUUAUUGGGACAUUACCAGCUGAGUCAAGAUUCGAACACUGGAAUACCAAGAAUAACUGGCAAUACAGAUUCUAUAAUCUACUACCACAACAUGAGCGGAUAUAACUACAGCAACAAACAGCAAACAAGCACUAUAUCCACACAAACCCCUCAAAGUUUGGAAAAUGGAUUCAUUGUUCAAAUACUAGGAGAAAAUGCUGGAAUUAAAGUAUUCAUGGUUUGGAUAACGUUGCUGAUGAGUUUGAUGUUCUGGUAUCUAAAGAAAGAAAUGAAAGGUCUCAAGAAUAAUUCCAACAAUGGUUAUAAUAGUUCUCAAGGAAGUUCUAAAGGAUCAAAUCAUUCCGUCAGUAAUUCAUCUCAAAUAGUUGAAGAAUUACCAGAUGGUAGUUUUUCUAUUGGGAAAAUUAUGUUUCGCACUGAUCAAAUAUUAGGAAAAGGAUGUGAAGGAACAUCCGUGUUUAAAGGAGAAUUUGAACGUCGACCGGUUGCCGUUAAACGAUUACUACCCGAGUGUUUUAUUGCUGGAGAAAGGGAAGUACAUAUUCUCCGUGAAUCCGAUUAUCAUCCAAAUGUAGUUCGGUACUUUUGUACUGAACAAGAUAAACAUUUCCGUUACAUUGCACUUGAAUUGUGUGCAGCGACAUUACAAGAUUAUGUAGAGAAAAAUAUACUUAGCACAGAGAUCAGUCAAAAAGAUGUUAUGUUACAAUCAAUUAAAGGCUUGCAACAUCUGCACUCGCUGGGAAUAGUACACAGGGAUAUAAAACCGCAUAACGUAUUGUUAUCAGUACCGUCUCGUGGUAGUGGUAGUUUCAGUAGCGUGCGUGCUUUAAUUAGUGAUUUUGGACUGUGUAAAAAGCUUCAAGGAGGCAAAAUGUCAUUUUCAAAACGUUCCGGAGUUACUGGCACCGAUGGUUGGAUAGCACCCGAAAUGUUUAAUGAAAAUGCAUCUGUUACAAAAUCUAUUGAUAUAUUUUCAAUGGGUUGCUUGUUUUAUUACAUUCUCAGUAAUGGUAAGCAUCCGUUUGGUGAUAAUCUGUCGCGUCAGUCGAAGAUAUUUGAUGGCCAAGCACCAUGUCUUGACGCCUUAUAUGAUAAUGAAAUUUGGAAACGUUUAAUUGCUGUGAUGAUAAGUCAAAAUCCAGAAGAGAGGCCUACGGCAUCGGCUGUUCGAUCUUAUCCGUCGUUUUGGACAAGCUGUACAUUGCUUUCUUUUCUUCAGGACGUUAGUGAUCGGGUAGAAAAAGAGCAGGUGACUAGUUCAAUAAUGUUAGAAUUGGAAAAAGGUGGCGACGGAGUAUUCGGCAAUGAUGGUUGGCAUGAUAAAAUUCAUGAAGAAAUCACUUCAGAACUGAGAAAGUAUCGUACAUACAGAAGUAACAGUAUUAGAGAUUUAUUAAGAGCUUUUCGAAAUAAGAAACACCAUUUUAGAGAGCUAUCUGAAGGCACCCAGAAAUUAUUAGGAGACAUUCCAGAUAAAUUUCUGGAAUAUUGGACUGUCAAGUUUCCUUUGUUGGUGUAUCACACUUGGACAGCAAUGCAAUGCUUGUCUAGUGAAAUCACAUUUGCCAAGUAUUACACUAGCUGCUUCAUGUUCCCACGAACUGAAUUUACAAAUUUACCAAAUUGGUUAUAUGAGUCUGACCAACCAGCUGCAUUCAGUAGUUUGCAACAAAAAUCUUCUAGAAGACCAAACACAAACACGAAUAGUUGGCGACAUAAAAGAAACAUAAAAAAUCAUUCCAAACCGCUCCAGAACCAUGAUUUCAAUAGCUAAUCAAGUGUUUUAAGGUGUUCAGAACUCGUUUUGUAGCCAAACUUUGUUGCUACUGGUGCAAAUGAAAAACUACCACUAUCAGUUCCAGUUAUACGAAAAUCGUCAGAAUUCAUGUCUUGGGAAAUUGUAUAACCUAACUCUUCAGCAGCUUCAAGUAUUGUGGUUGCCACUGGUGUUGUGUGCGUCGGCCUUUGACUGAAGAAUUUUUGUUUUUUUAUCGGUGAUCCUGGGUACAUAAUUUACUUGUUAUUUUUUACGUGUUAUUUUAAGUUAUGCGAAUUCUUCUCAAUUGUACAGACUUUUUGUAUAGAUUUAAAUUAUGUAAUAUUUUGAAACCACACAUAUGAUGCAUUUCUGUGUUGACUAUUGUACAUUUUUUUUAACGCAAUAUAUACCUAUAUUUA
Adelges cooleyi (spruce gall adelgid) is the source of this 3557-nucleotide messenger RNA. RefSeq names its product serine/threonine-protein kinase/endoribonuclease ire-1 (gene Ire1). Gene Ontology annotation, cellular component: IRE1-TRAF2-ASK1 complex. The transcript has 18 exons. Gene Ontology annotation, biological process: IRE1-mediated unfolded protein response; intrinsic apoptotic signaling pathway in response to endoplasmic reticulum stress; protein phosphorylation. The record is from RefSeq and is a predicted model, not a curated record. Gene Ontology annotation, molecular function: protein serine/threonine kinase activity; RNA endonuclease activity; ATP binding. Lineage: Eukaryota; Metazoa; Arthropoda; Insecta; Hemiptera; Adelgidae. The coding region runs from base 283 to 3153 and encodes 956 amino acids.